Molecule: messenger RNA, 627 nt
Organism: Rhizophagus irregularis DAOM 181602=DAOM 197198
Lineage: Eukaryota; Fungi; Glomeromycota; Glomeromycetes; Glomerales; Glomeraceae
Source: RefSeq, a predicted model, not a curated record
AUGUACACUUUUGUUAAUUUCUUUUCUCAAAGUUUCUAUCAAAGUAAUCAAAUAAAUCCUAUUCUCACUCCAUCUCCUUCACCAACUACUUCCUCCACUUUACAUGAAUGUACGGUUUGUAAGGCUUCAUACAGAAGUAAAUCUGUUUUAACACGACAUAAAACUAUUGUACAAAAAUACAAUACGCAGCGUGAAGGGUUGUAUACAUUACCUCUAGAAGCAAUAAACGAGUUCAAAGCACAGCUUAUUCACGUUAUUCAAGGUAAACUAAAAGAUCAUUUUUCUAAGUCAGGUAGACAAACUAUUUCUUUACCUUGUCUGGAAAGUUUAUUUUUUGGAGUCUUUGAAGGUUAUAUUCAUUAUUAUAACUAUCAGACUGGACGCAAAUUUUUUAAUAAUAACCAGCAAACUUUUGUUGUGUUAUUUGAUGCGCAGGCUGAAGCAGAUGCUAAUCAAGAAAGUCUUUCUGAUCAACAUGGUAAUCGGGUUCCAAAAAAUAGGCUAAAAAGAUUUAACUUGCUUAAAUUAACGGUUGAGUGGAAAUAUAAGAAAAGUAAAGAAGAUGCAAAAAAUAAUAGAACUUCGGCAGGAUAUAUUAAUUUAAAAUUUUGUGCACAACAAAUCUGA